UUUUUUUUUUUAUUAUUUCCUUUUAUAUAUCGUUGCUAAAAGUAACACACUUGCAUAAUGGUUUCAAUUACUGAAAAUACUGCUAUUUUAUCUAAGUAUCUUGAUUUACCUCAAAGAGGUAAGGUUCUUGCUGAAUACGUUUGGAUUGACUCGGAAGGGUCUACUAGAUCUAAAUGUAAAACCUUGAGUAAAGUUCCAAGUAGUAUUGAUGAAUUACCAGAAUGGAACUUUGAUGGUUCUUCCACUGGUCAAGCUCCCGGUCAUGAUUCUGAUGUCUACUUAAGACCGGUUGCUUUUUAUCCUGAUCCUUUUAGAAAAGGUGAUAAUAUCAUUGUCUUAACCGAAUGUUGGAAUAAUGAUGGUACUCCAAAUAAAUACAACCACAGACAUGAGUGUGCCAAAUUAAUGAAGGCCCAUCAAGAUGAAGAAGUUUGGUUUGGUUUGGAACAAGAAUAUACUUUGUUUGAUGAAUUCGACUAUCCUUAUGCUUGGCCAAAAGGUGGGUUCCCUGCUCCUCAAGGUCCUUACUACUGUGGGGUUGGUACCGGUAAAGUUUAUGCUAGAGACGUUAUAGAAGCUCAUUAUCGUGCUUGUCUUUAUUCUGGUGUUUGUAUCAGUGGUAUUAACGCCGAAGUUAUGCCUUCUCAAUGGGAAUUUCAAGUUGGUCCUUGUAAUGGUAUUAAUAUGGGUGAUGAAUUAUGGAUGGCUCGUUAUUUAUUACAAAGAGUUGCUGAAGAAUUUGGGGUUAAGAUUUCUUUCCAUCCAAAACCAUUAAAAGGUGAUUGGAAUGGUGCUGGUUGUCAUACCAAUGUUUCUACUAAAUCAAUGAGAGUCCCAGGUGGUAUGAAAUCAAUUGAAGAUGCUUUAAGUAAAUUGGCUAAAAGACAUAAAGAACAUAUGUUAUUAUAUGGUUCUGAUAAUGAUCAAAGAUUAACUGGUAAACAUGAAACCGCGGCUAUGGAAGCUUUCAGUAGUGGGGUUGCUAACCGUGGGGCUAGUGUUCGUAUUCCAAGAUCAGUUGCUAAAGAAGGUUAUGGUUAUUUUGAAGAUCGUAGACCUGCUUCUAAUAUCGAUCCUUACUUGGUUACUGGUAUCAUGGUUGAAACCAUUUGUGGUUCUAUUCCAGAUGCUGACAUGUCAAAAGAAUACGCUAGAGAAUCUUCUGAUUAA
This is a messenger RNA of Hyphopichia burtonii NRRL Y-1933, 1170 nucleotides long. RefSeq names its product glutamate--ammonia ligase (gene GLN1). Gene Ontology annotation, molecular function: glutamine synthetase activity. The coding region runs from base 58 to 1170 and encodes 370 amino acids. The record is from RefSeq and is a predicted model, not a curated record. Gene Ontology annotation, cellular component: cytoplasm. Lineage: Eukaryota; Fungi; Ascomycota; Pichiomycetes; Serinales; Debaryomycetaceae. The transcript has a single exon.